AUGAAACACUCGAUUGCAAGUCUCGCCUUGAGCGUUGGUAGCUCAAUUGCCUCUUCCCUUCCUGUUCAACUCGAGAUUCGAGAGCCACUCACAUCUCACCUUGCCAAUAUCCACGUCAGGUUCAACGAACCCACACAAGGCUCAUUGUCCUUCACUUAUGGCCCUUGUGAUGCCGAUUCGAUCUCUGACGCUCACCACACCAUUGCCGAGACUGACAGCGAGAGGGUCUCUCGCUUGGCCUGGGUGAUUCCUACCAACACAAACGACAAUGGAUGCAUAUCCGCGUGGAAAAGCGAUGGAGCUCUCGUUGGGCGGAGUGAGCGCCAGAAACUUCAGCGGAUAAAGCGAAGAGCGCCCCAAAAGCGAGACGAAGACUCUAUUCUCAUGACUGAAGAGAAUGGCUUUGAUGUUCUUGGUCCCUGGUUUGAUGGUGUUGCUCACCUGACCCAGACUGGCACUUCUCUCGUUGACGAAGAGGCUGCAAAGUCGAAGGAAAUCGCCAUUGUUGGCGCAGGAAUGUCUGGACUGAUGACUUAUCUGGUCCUUUCACAAGCCGGCAUGACUAACAUCAGCAUUAUCGAGGCUAGUCACCGUCUUGGCGGUCGAGUACACACAGAGUACCUCACAGGUGGUCCCUUUGACUACUCCUACCAGGAGAUGGGGCCCAUGCGCUUUCCCUCAACCUACAAGAGCCCCGAGACCAACGAGACCAUGAACAUUACAGACCAUCAGUUGGUGUUUCAACUUGCUGACGAGAUGAACGGCAUCAACAACCACGAUAAGAACCUCAGUGUUGAUUUCAUUCCUUGGAUCCAGGCAAACCCCAACGGUCUCUCUUACAAGAAUGAAUUCAAGCUUCCCAACGGCAUGCCCCCAACACUCGCCCAGAUUUCCAAGAACGCUUCGCUCGGCGUUGCAAGCAACCCUGGACUUGAGGCGGAAGAUCUGCAGGCAAAGGUGGACUCUUUCAUGCCUGGGUCUGACUUCAGUACCCUCAUGGCCAAGAACAUGUUCAAGGCUCACAAGCAGUGGCUAGAAACUGGCUUGAAUGGACUUGGAGGUGAUCAAUGGUCUGAGUACGCUUUUAUGGUCAACUACCUCAAGGGUAGUGCUAACAGCACCGAUGUCCUAGGUGACUGGUCUGCUACGUCAUUCUGGGAUACGCUCUACGAGGGCUUGUAUUUCUCGGCUGCGAGCUACAAAACAAUUGAUGGAGGUCUCAACAGACUUCCUCUGUCAUUCCACCCACUUGUCGAUAACAUUACAACCAUGGGUCGCAAGAUCGAGCGUGUCCGAUAUAACGAUUCUGAUGAUAAGGUCACACUUCAAUGGCGAAAGGAGUACAACGACACAGAGUUCCAAGACUCGACGUUUGACUACGCCGUCAUUGCAGUGCCCUUCUCUGUCGUCCGACGCUGGCGUCUUCCUCGUCUUCCAGCGACUAUCUCCAACGCCAUUAAGGGUCUUAACUACGGAUCCGCCUGCAAAGUCGCGCUUGAAUUCUCUGAGCGUUUCUGGGAGCACUAUGAGAACCCCAUCAUUGGAGGCUGUAGUACCACUAGUGACAUCCCCGGCAUCGGAUCAAUCUGCUACCCAUCUUACAACAUCAACGGCACUGGUCCUGCUACUAUUCUGGCUAGUUAUCAAAGUGGAGACAUGGGUUAUCGAUUGGCCAGUAUGACAGAGAAGGAGCACGUUCAGAUGGUCUUUGAUGCAAUGGUUGAUAUCCACGGCGAAUCUAUCAGGGAACUUUACACCGGCAAGUUCAACAGAAAAUGCUGGGCCUUGGAUCCUCUGCAAUCUGGAAGCUGGGCCAGUCCAACUGCGGGACAGCAUCAACUUUACAUACCCGAGUACUUCAAGACAUACGACAAGAUGAUCUUCGUGGGAGAGCACACAUCUUACACUCAUGCUUGGAUUGCAUCUGCGCUGGACUCAGGGAUUCGUGGUGCAGUCCAGCUCCUGCUAGAAUUGGGUCUCGUUGAUGAGGCGAAACAAGCUGUUAACAAGUGGAUGGCAAGGUGGAUCGAAGUGGUAAGCUCACUUUUCUUCCUCGCCUUAUCAAUUACUAACACUUCUUCCUAG
Fusarium venenatum is the source of this 2085-nucleotide messenger RNA. Lineage: Eukaryota; Fungi; Ascomycota; Sordariomycetes; Hypocreales; Nectriaceae. The record is from RefSeq and is a predicted model, not a curated record.